Molecule: messenger RNA, 1199 nt
Organism: Sciurus carolinensis (gray squirrel)
Lineage: Eukaryota; Metazoa; Chordata; Mammalia; Rodentia; Sciuridae
Gene: Tbpl1
Product: TATA-box binding protein like 1
Exons: 7
Coding region: 172-732 (186 amino acids)
Biological process (GO): DNA-templated transcription initiation
Molecular function (GO): general transcription initiation factor activity; DNA binding
Source: RefSeq, a predicted model, not a curated record
AGUUCCAUGGAGACUGGGGAGCGCGCCCGCCUCAUCUUCAUUCUUGUGCUCCAGCUUCUCCUUCGCAUCCGACGCAACCGGCAGCAGCGCUGCCGCCGCGUCCUCUGCGGCCGCCCAGUCUUCCCACGGAUGUGAUCUUCGAGGCCAGAAGCUAAGUUUUAAACUACCCCAAUGGAUGCAGAUAGUGAUGUUGCAUUGGACAUUCUAAUUACAAAUGUAGUCUGUGUUUUUAGAACAAGAUGCCAUUUGAACUUAAGGAAGAUUGCUUUGGAGGGAGCAAAUGUAAUUUAUAAGCGUGAUGUUGGGAAAGUAUUAAUGAAGCUUAGAAAACCUAGAAUUACAGCUACAAUUUGGUCCUCAGGAAAAAUUAUUUGCACUGGAGCAACAAGUGAAGAAGAAGCUAAAUUUGGUGCCAGACGUUUAGCCCGCAGUCUGCAGAAAUUAGGUUUUCAGGUAAUAUUUACAGAUUUUAAAGUCGUUAACGUUUUGGCAGUUUGUAACAUGCCCUUUGAAAUCCGUUUGCCAGAAUUCACAAAGAACAAUAGACCUCAUGCCAGUUACGAACCUGAACUUCAUCCUGCUGUGUGCUAUCGGAUAAAGUCUCUAAGAGCUACAUUACAGAUUUUUUCAACAGGAAGUAUCACAGUAACAGGGCCCAAUGUAAAGGCUGUGGCUGCUGCUGUGGAACAAAUAUACCCAUAUGUGUUUGAAAGCAGGAAAGAAAUUUUAUAAUUCAUCACUUAAUUGGUUAGAAUCUCUAACUGAGCACCUUUUAAAACCUGCUGCACAUUGGACUCAAAGCAAAAGGAAAACUGGACCAACAGUAAUUGAGGAAAUAGACUCUUUUAUUCACUCACGGCUACAGUGUAAGCUCCAGUCCCUUUGGAUUUAUUUCAAACUUUGCUGUAAUAUAAGAAGGAAGUUUACAAGACAUGACAUUGCUGCUUUUACAAAAGGACAUUCUAUUUAUUUUCGCAGUAAUUCUCAUGUCCCCAUAAGCAGAGCUGUCACAAUGUGCACUACCUUAAAUUGUUUUAUUGUUGUCAUUGUUAUUUUUUCCAGUUUGAGCUAAUGUGUUUUAUUUGUGAAUAGUCUUUUACAUUUUUGUAUGCUGAAUAUGGGCACCAAAGAACCUGUAAAAGUUAUCUUUUUCAAUUGAAUGUGCACAAAUAAAAGUUUGGAAAAGAUCUCUCUUCAUA